AUGUAUUUUCAGCCCUUCUUUGCCAGUACCUAUCGCUAUGCCCAAUUUGCGCGGACCGUCAGUCACAAAGAGCAUUAUGCUGAAAUGGUCCGGGUUCUGGAUCUCAGCUAUUUUGGAGCAGGGGCAGGGGAGCAUUGGGGUCUUGAGCCGCAAGCCGGUUGGAGAGAGUUCAAGUGUCGAUAUCAUAACACGUCCUAUGUUGGGGGCAGGAAGUAUGCAAGGGCGCAGGUUUCUUCACACCCGGCCCCGAGUCCCCUCUUGAAAGGCUUUCGUCGGAUGAGAGAUAUUCCUGUUGGAGGCAUUUGCCAUGUUCUUGGGGCUUGUAAGAGAAUUCGAAAAAUCAAUAUCAGCCGCCUCCAGCUCGCCUCCGACUUCCUACUCCGUCCCCCUGAGUACCCCAAUUCACAACCCCACUCUCAAAUAUUCGUCUCCGAUAUCCCUCCGUCUUGGACCUGGCAAUACAGCGAAGCGAUCCCUCUCUACGCGGACGAAAUCAUCUCUUAUAUCCUCAAAUUACCAUACUUAGAGUCCGUCACCGCCAGGAAUUGUCUCUGGUUAACUACAAGUCGGGUUGGGAGGCUCAUGCGGGAAGCGGGAGAGAGCUUGAGGAGUGUGGACUUUAGAGAGAGUGGCAUGCAGAAGGAUGUUAGGUGGGCGAUUAGGGGAGGUAGGGAAGAAGUGCUGAGGAUUGUGGAGGAGGUCGUGAGGAAUACAGGGGACCUUACUAUGAUGAUUUGA
Amorphotheca resinae ATCC 22711 is the source of this 738-nucleotide messenger RNA. RefSeq lists its product as hypothetical. The record is from RefSeq and is a predicted model, not a curated record. Lineage: Eukaryota; Fungi; Ascomycota; Leotiomycetes; Helotiales; Amorphothecaceae. The transcript is spliced from 2 exons. The coding region runs from base 1 to 738 and encodes 245 amino acids.